This is a messenger RNA of Zychaea mexicana, 462 nucleotides long. RefSeq names its product trimeric LpxA-like protein. Gene Ontology annotation, molecular function: dynein complex binding. The coding region runs from base 1 to 462 and encodes 153 amino acids. The record is from RefSeq and is a predicted model, not a curated record. Gene Ontology annotation, biological process: mitotic spindle organization. The transcript has 7 exons. Gene Ontology annotation, cellular component: dynactin complex. Lineage: Eukaryota; Fungi; Mucoromycota; Mucoromycetes; Mucorales; Lichtheimiaceae.
AUGAGCAGGAAUCGUAUAACUGCUGGCCCUAAAGCAGUAAUCUGCCACGAAACUGACUUACGAGGCGAAAUCUCGAUUGGCACUGUGCUUCAUCCGCAGUGCCGAGUCAUUGCAGAGAAUGGGCCUAUCUACAUUGGCAAGAAUAAUAUAGUCGAAGAAAACGUGAUCAUAUACAACAACGACGUGGAAGGAGCACAUAUUGGAAACAAUAACAUCAUCGAAGCUCGAGCAAAAGUGCUAGGCACCACUUCAAUCGGCCACAAUUGCAUCAUUGGAGCCGCUUGCGCGACAGAAGUGAACGAAACGAUCUCGGAUAUGACGGUCGUGUAUGGCUCAAAAUCAAGUAGGCGGCAACAGAGCGAAGUGUUCCCCACACAAGCUGCAUUACACGCACGUCAUUUAGACUAUUUGCGUGAGGUGUUACCCAAGUACAACCAUUUGAAAAAGUUGGAGAAUGCAUAA